CAUGAACGUUAGCGUUAGCGUCAAAGUGUACCAUAGUUACAAACAGCGCGCAUUCAAAAGUAAGAUAGAUGAUGUUUUAUUCAUAUUUUGCGUGACAAACGACUGAUAAUGGCACAAACACUAGAUUCUAAUAUAAGAGGAGAAAACAGUUAUAAAGGACUGUUGUUAAAUUGUUCCCAUCAUUCUGGUACAGCGCUGGACUACGAGGAUUCAGAAAGUCUGUCAACAAUCGAGGAUGAUUAUCUACAUAACACAGCAGACACGGCAAACCCUUCAGAUGUAAACGUUGUUCCUAUUCUUCCGAAGUCUUCCGAAUAUGUAAAUUCGUCUGCCCUCUUGCCUUUUAGAGAAGAAAAACAUCCAUUGCAGGAGGGCAACGUUGAAUAUUUGCAAGCCAAAGCAAAAUCAAAUACCAGAAAUAUCUGCAAAAUCUUGCAAGGCUCCAAAAACCUUGAUGUCCUUGACCUUCAGCGUAUUUCAGAAAAGUUUUCAAGAGCCGAAGAGAGAAAGUUAGAAGAACACGUAAAGGUCGUACAUGAAAGAGAUGGAUUUAAUUUCGACGUUGUUACAAAAGUAGACAAACUUUUAGAGGAGGCCUAUAGCAUGUUACAUACAUAUCAAAACAAGCUAGACUUCACAACCAGACUUAAGCUUCUCAAGCUGAUCCUAGCUUUGAACGAGCUUCCACAUCUACAUGUAUCUACACAUAGGGGGAAAGGAAAAUCUGCACGUGUUACUGAUUGGCUGAAUAAGUGCACGAGCCAUCCCGAGCCAGAAUUAUGCGGUUUUAGUUUGAAAGAUCCGGUUCAUAUCAGAAAAUUUGUAACGGACAUCUCGCCAAAGAUGUCUUCCAGUGACACAAAUAUCACUCUUGGAAAGCGGAAACGAGGCUUUGAGGAUAAUAUGAAAGAUGAUGUCACUUCCGGUCUGAAAAGUAGUUCCGAUACUUGUGUCUGCGUUCAUGCUGAUUGGUCGAGAAAUGGCGCUGGAGGGAAGCGUAGGAGAUUGUUUAGUAAUUGAGUGUAACAUUUUGUUGGAUUGUUUGACAUUACUUUAUUUACAUAAAAUCAUUGUUUAUUUUC
Messenger RNA from Ruditapes philippinarum (Manila clam), 1082 nucleotides. RefSeq lists its product as uncharacterized. NCBI's taxonomy places the organism in Eukaryota, Metazoa, Mollusca, Bivalvia, Venerida, Veneridae. The record is from RefSeq and is a predicted model, not a curated record. The transcript is spliced from 4 exons. Bases 109 to 1020 code for a protein of 303 amino acids.